This is a messenger RNA of Podarcis raffonei (Aeolian wall lizard), 6271 nucleotides long. RefSeq names its product acyl-CoA synthetase long chain family member 4 (gene ACSL4). The transcript is spliced from 16 exons. The coding region runs from base 406 to 2541 and encodes 711 amino acids. The record is from RefSeq and is a predicted model, not a curated record. NCBI's taxonomy places the organism in Eukaryota, Metazoa, Chordata, Lepidosauria, Squamata, Lacertidae. Gene Ontology annotation, cellular component: lipid droplet; plasma membrane; endoplasmic reticulum. Gene Ontology annotation, molecular function: arachidonate-CoA ligase activity. Gene Ontology annotation, biological process: neuron differentiation; long-chain fatty acid metabolic process; long-chain fatty-acyl-CoA metabolic process.
UUACCUCAGCCGGCUCGGCCCCCGCCUCCUCUCCCGCGGUCUUGCUUCGCUUUCUUUCCCCCCUCAGCCAUUUUAAACAGCGUGAGGCGGGCAGCGGACCGGCUUCAGUUGCGGGAGAGGAGAGAUUCGGUUACGGCAGCCGGGGACAGGAAAGAGUUCUCGCUCGUUCCCCGCCCCACAUCACGAGUUACAAACAGUCAUCCCCAUCUUACUGUGGACUGAGCAACUUCUGAAGAGUUCUCAUUUCUCCUGGAAAAACUUAUUUCUAACAUUGCAGUGAUUACUCUAAAACUGAACCACCUAAACCUUCAUUCUGCUUUUGUCUGCGGCUGCUUCCACUUUUGUCGUGCAAAAAACUAAGGCACUUCGAAUCCCUGAAGGACAGGAGACAGAAAGCCAUCCAUUAUGAACCCUAAGCUAGGACUACGCAUCUUUCUCUUGCUUCCUGUGUACUUGUUGAUAAAUCUGUACAGUGCCCUUAUAUUCAUUCCAUGGUAUUUUCUUACAAAUGCUAAGAAGAAAAAAGCUAUGGCGAAGCGAUUAAAAGCUAAACCCGUCUCGGACAGUCCUGGAAGCCCAUACAGAGCCAUUUCACAUCUUGAGUCAUUAGCCACUAUAGACUUGCCUGGAGCAGACACUUUGGACAAAUUGUUUGACCAUGCUGUUGCAAAAUUUGGGAAGAAAGAUUGUCUUGGAACAAGAGAGAUCCUGAGUGAAGAGAAUGAAAUGCAGCCCCAUGGAAAAGUAUUUAAGAAGCUGAUCUUAGGAAACUAUAGGUGGCUGAACUAUGAGGAAACUAACCAGAAACUGAACAACUUUGGGAGAGGAUUAGUUUCACUUGGGCUAAAACCAAAGAGCACAGUUGCUAUUUUCUGUGAAACCCGAACUGAAUGGAUGAUUGCAGCACAAACCUGUUUCCGAUACAGCUUUCCUCUUGUUACUUUAUAUGCGACCCUUGGAGAAGAUGCAGUAACCUAUGGACUGAACGAAUCUGGAGCAUCUUAUCUAAUCACUAGCACAGACCUUUUAGAAGGCAAACUCAAGAAUGUUUUGUCAGAAAUCCCUUGCCUCAGACAUAUCAUUUAUGUGGACAAGAAGACUAUCAAUAAGUCAGACUAUCCUGAAACACUAGAGAUCCUUAGCAUGCAAGCAGUAGAAGAACUGGGAGCCAAAUCAGAAAACUUAAAUAUCUCUCCAAGUCGACCUACUGCCACAGAUAUGGCCUUAGUAAUGUACACCAGUGGCUCCACUGGGAAACCUAAAGGAGUGAUGAUGAUGCAUAAAAACUUGAUAGCUGGAAUGACAGGACAGUGUGAACGGAUACCAGGAUUGGGACCCAAGGACACAUACAUUGGCUAUUUGCCUCUGGCUCAUGUAUUAGAACUGACAGCAGAAAUUUCCUGUAUUACUUAUGGCUGCAGGAUUGGAUAUUCCUCUCCUCUCACACUAUCAGACCAGUCAAGUAAAAUUAAAAAGGGAAGCAAAGGAGAUUGUUCUAUUUUGAAACCAACAUUGAUGGCAGCUGUGCCUGAAAUCAUGGACCGAAUUUAUAAGAACGUUAUGAGCAAAGUUCAAGAGAUGAACUAUAUCCAGAAAACACUAUUCAAGAUAGGAUAUGACUAUAAAUUGGAACAAAUAAAAAGGGGUUAUGAUGCACCUCUGUGUAAUUUACUCUUAUUUAACAAGGUGAAAGCACUUCUAGGAGGGAAUGUACGCAUGAUGCUUUCAGGAGGAGCACCCCUUUCUCCUCAAACACAAAGAUUCAUGAACAUUUGUUUCUGCUGUCCUGUUGGCCAAGGAUAUGGGUUAACAGAAACCUGUGGAGCAGGGACAAUUACUGAAGUUUCUGACUACAGCACUGGCAGAGUAGGGGCUCCUCUAAUCUGCUGUGAGAUUAAACUGCGAGACUGGCAAGAAGGAGGCUAUACGAACAGAGACCAGCCAAACCCUAGGGGAGAGAUUAUAAUUGGUGGACCUAAUGUCUCAAAGGGAUACUUCAAAAAUGAAGAGAAAACAGCAGAAGAUUUCAUUGUUGAUGAAAAUGGUCAACAAUGGUUUUGCACGGGAGACAUUGGAGAGUUUCAUCCUGAUGGCUGUCUGCAAAUCAUAGAUCGCAAAAAAGAUUUGGUGAAGUUGCAGGCAGGAGAAUAUGUAUCGCUGGGCAAAGUUGAGGCAGCUCUGAAAAACUGUCCACUUAUUGACAAUAUAUGUGCUUAUGCCAAAAGUGACCAAUCUUACGUCAUCAGUUUUGUGGUUCCUAAUCAGAAGAAAUUAACUGCUCUUGCUGAACAGAAAGGUGCAACUGGCAGCUGGGUGGACAUCUGUAACAAUCCAACAAUGGAAUCUGAAGUCCUGAAAGAGAUUAAGCAGAUGGCUAACAAAAUGAAACUUGAAAGAUUUGAAAUACCAGUCAAAGUGCGGUUAAGCCCAGAGCCCUGGACUCCAGAGACUGGGCUAGUCACAGAUGCUUUCAAAUUGAAAAGGAAAGAGCUGAAGAACCAUUACCUCAACGACAUUGAGCGAAUGUAUGGCGGUAAAUAAUCUCCAGACAUCGGGAGUCAAGAUGUUGUGCAGGAUUCCUUCUAAAACAAAGCAACAAAUGUCAUUCCCCAAACGUUGGCUAUAAUUAUAAAUGGAGAAGUGGCAUUUUGUGAAAUGGAUGAAAGCUACACUUCAUUUUCAAGAAGGAACAAGAAGGCUUCCUGAACUGUACUUUCAAGAUGCUGUCCAAAUGACUGACCCACUGCCGUAGUUUCAUUUGUUCACUCCCAGUAAAGAAUGGUUGUGUCCAUAUGAAACUCCCUCACUGGGUAAACCAUUGUUUUUAUCUUUUUAUAUUCUGGCUUCCCUUACUCAUAAGGAAUUAAAUCAUCUUUAAUAAUUUCACUAUGAUGAUUUUCAAGUGGAGGAAAAAAUGAGCUUGUAUUUAAUUUAUGUGUUGUAUAUGGAAAAACUGAAGAAAGAGUAAGCAGAAUGAAGCUUAUACUUUCCAGAGUGCUGCUCAUAAAUCUGCAAUCUCAGGUCCUUUGGUAGAGAAAGUAGUUUCUUUUAAUUUGACUGUCAUUAUGUAGAGCUAAAAGACAGAAAAAGAUGUUUCUCUCUUGAAUGCUACUUUCACACAGCCAAAAACAGAUCCACAAUGAUCCUAGCAUGCAUCUGCUUUGCACCAUGUGUGUGUUUGGUAAACACACAGCAAUUUAGUUUAUUAAAAUGUAACCGAUCAGAUUUUUUUGGAACAGAAAUGUUACCACAGGGUACUGUGGGGUUUUUUUGAUAGUUAACUGAAUACACAUUGAGUGCAGUUGGCCAUAGUUUAGGCUCCUAAAAAGCACACUUUAGCUGUGUGGAAAUACUCUGGAAGAAGAGACACCUGUGGUACUUUUUAUGGUAUUAAAGACCCAGUUUCGUUUUACCCUACACUGAAUAACUGUAAAACUAGCUUCUGCCCUUUAUUGAUCACAGACCACAUCAUUCGGUUCAUAAAUUUAAUGUGGACGGGGCAAAGAAUGCACUACUGGUGAGAUAUUCCGCUUGCCAGUUUUUCAGUGUUUUUAGUGUCUAAAAGGGAAACAAGUACACUUCAGAGCUGAUCUGUAAUCCAUAUUCACAUGCAUCCUAUCUGCUCCUUAAGGGUUGUGUCCUAUACUAUCACAAGGAGACUCCCCCUAUUCAAACACCAGAGGAUCUAAAAAUCCUUUUCUAAAUGAUGACAAGUUUGUGAUCUUUACCACCUCCAACACUACGCUGAUUUCCAAUGAUAAUGCAGCAUCCAUAAGUUUUCAGAUUAUUAGCACACUCCCUUUGAAAUCAAUGGGACUAAACAAGUUUGAUAGCUACAGUAGUCUCUGUUUUCUUAAGCAUUCACUUUUACUUACCAAGUGUGGUGAAUUGGGAUCUCUGCCUGCUCUUCCAAGCACAUCAACACCAGAAAUUAAGUCCUAUGGGUUUUUAUGUUAUUUUUUUCCCUCUGAAAGGGCAUUUCUAUUUCUUUUAAUACACCACACAAGUCAUAUGUAAAAGCUUAAUUUUGUAUUUGUGAGUGAUGAAUUUGGUCUUUGGAAGUUUUUGUUCGAGGAUGUGUUUAAAGGGAAAAUACUGUACUUAAAACUUCUGUUUUGUGAAAACGUUUGUUUAAAAACUGGAAUUCUUGGUGUGUUGAGAAGAGAGUAAGGCAGCAACUCUCCUGUAUUUUGUGUUUUGUGUACUGCAUUCAGCUGUCUCUUACUUUUUCCCACCCCCUUGAGUUCAUGCUCUGGACUUUUAUAUCCUUGCUAGCAGUUCACACUUGAAUUAGAAAUGCUGUAAGAUGUGGCAAUUCUUGAUGCUGUUCUAUUUUGCACUUUUUUCUUAAUACCUUUUUAUACAUUGCUUCCAGUUUUGUACAGCUGUGACCCUUGAUUGCAAUGUGUCAUACUUUGACUUGGCUCUAAAAAUAUUUAUAAGAUAGAUUUCUUUUAUUCAUAAUAUUUAAGUGUGUAUAUUAUGGUCAAAAGAAAACAAUCCAGUAUUGUUUCUAAAUGAUGAAGGGAUUUUUGUAUGAAAUGUUGUUCCUGUACUCAAGAUUUGGGCAAGAUUUCCUUCUAUGAAGUGUAUGUGUGGGUCAGUCAACCUUCAGAGCAACAACAAAUCACCAGUUUCAGUUAUUGUCAAACCUAUUGAGCCAUUGUUCUGGCCAGAACUAGCUGUUCUGUCUUUAAGGACCAAUUUUAAUUUUUGAGGCACAAGGAUAGUUUAGACAAUUUUUCAACCAUCCUUCUCCCAUCAAACCAGCACACUGCCAAUUGAACUUGUCGAGUCCAAUCUGAGGGCUGCUAAUGUAUGACGAGUCCUACAUUGGGACCAGAAAAACGCCUCUUGGUAGUUCCUCACUAAACACAUACACUUGUUUACAUAAACAGGAAAUCCUUCCACUGUUGAUUAGUGAUUCCCCCCCCCCCAUGAGCUCAUUGUUGAAGUCUACUAUAUUCAGUAUGUGAUAAAAAUUGCUCUUUCUUAGACACAAAUUUGCUAUAUUGACUUUGUCAAACAUGACAAAUCUUUAAACAACAAAUGUAUGGAGUUAAUAGCUGUUGUGUGCUUUUAAAUCUUAACAGCAGCUUGUGGUGUUUGUUUAGAAUGCACUGAGUAUAUCUCUGACCUAUAUAGUCUCUUUGCUCUGGUGUUAAUGUGGCCUUUAUUGACUAACCUCAUUUUUGGUAUUCAUGAAGAUAUAUUUUUAAAAGUUCCCACUGUGAAAGUCUCGCAGUUUUCUUCCACAGCUUAAGACUCGUCAUAGUUUUUGUUUUGUUUUUUAAAAAAGUCAAGUCCAUAUAAGAUUCACAUGACUUUCUAUUCCAUAAAAUACAUUUACAGCACAAUCCUUUACAUUUCUAUCCAGGAGUAAGUCCCAUUGAGUUCAAUGGAACUUACCUGCAGGCAAGUGAAUAUAGCCUUAACUAGGUUAUGCAGCCCCUGCAGCUUACAUCCUAUGUAAUUACUAUAGACAAACUAGUGAGGGAACACAUUCUGUGGAACUCAUUUGUUUCCAGUUUUCUAACCUCCAUAAUUUGAAUCCCUGCAUGCCAGUACACUUUCCCAGCAGCUACAGAUGGACUGUUACAUAAUUUUUAGAUACCGCCUACAUUUUCAUAUCUUUGUCUUGGAAUGAAAAAUAUUCUAGGGCUUUAGCAAGAAACUGCAGAGAGAUAAACAAGAGUGUGGGUUUUUUUCCUUUUACGGAACCUGAAGUAGGCAGAGCCCAGGUGAUGGUACUACAAAUAGAGGGCCCCCCCUGAAUCCAAUGCCUCUAAGGCUAUGAUUUGCAUGAAACAGUAAGCCAAACUUUAGCAAAGUACUUUUUCCUGCUGCGCCAAACUAAACCAAGAUUUGGUUUUACCAUGUCAGCUGAAUUGAUGUUUAAGUUCUCUCACUAACCACAAGCUAAAGUCAGGGUUGUUCUUGGGUAUAGCUUGCUGUUACCGCAAGAGCUUAAAUACAAGUCCCCCAGUUGGGACAACACACUAAGCCAAGCCUUGGCUUAGCUUGGCCUAUAUCAAAAAUAGUAGAUGGGAACAAAGCAGCCGCAUGCUUCUCUGCAGGAGGCUGCACAUUUACGUAGUCUUGCGAAACUUGUUUGGCUUACUAUGUUGCGCAAACCGGGUCAGUCGCUGAUUGGAAGGCUCCUUUUUGUCACUGGAAAAAGUAUGAAAUAAGCCCUAAAAUCUUCCUAAAUUGAUGCUGGGAUAGCUGGGAAGUGAGAGUAGACAUCAAUAAAUUUGUCAGUUGAGUUGCA